Messenger RNA from Condylura cristata (star-nosed mole), 5158 nucleotides. It is a transcript of the gene G2E3, whose product is annotated as G2/M-phase specific E3 ubiquitin protein ligase. Gene Ontology annotation, molecular function: ubiquitin-protein transferase activity. The record is from RefSeq and is a predicted model, not a curated record. Bases 93 to 2228 code for a protein of 711 amino acids. The transcript is spliced from 15 exons. Gene Ontology annotation, cellular component: nucleus. NCBI's taxonomy places the organism in Eukaryota, Metazoa, Chordata, Mammalia, Eulipotyphla, Talpidae.
UGGGGCUGCUCGUGCUUGGCGUGCCUUGAGACGCCAGAGACAGAAGUGACACGGUCGCUCUGCAACUUCUGCCCUGCGCAGCUUUAAAAUGAAUGAAAAUAAACCUGAUUCACAGAACCUCGCUAUUUGCUUUCUCACUGUUAGCGUGUGUCUUCUGUCGAAAAAAUGAUGACUGUCCUAAUAAAUAUGGAGAAAAGAAAACUAAUGAGAAAUGGAAUGUCACUGUACAUUACUAUUGUUUGUUGAUGUCAAGUGGAAUUUGGCAAAGAGGUAAAGAAGAAGAAGGAGUUUAUGGUUUCCUGAUAGAAGAUAUCAGGAAAGAAGUGAAUAGGGCUUCUAAACUGAAAUGCUGUAUUUGCAAGAAAACUGGUGCUUCAAUUGGAUGUGUUGCACCUCGAUGUAAACGAAGUUACCAUUUUCCAUGUGGACUUCAGAGGGAAUGUAUUUUCCAAUUCACUGGCAAUUUUGCGUCAUUUUGUUGGAACCACCGACCUGUUCAAAUAAUUACGUCUAAUAAUUAUAGAGAUUCCUUACCAUGCACCAUUUGCUUGGAAUUUAUUGAACCUAUUCCAACCUAUAGCAUAUUACGAAGUCCUUGUUGUAAGAAUGCUUGGUUUCAUAGAGACUGUUUACAGGUUCAAGCAAUAAAUGCAGGAAUGUUUUUCUUUAGGUGCACAAUAUGCAAUAACAGUGAUAUAUUUCAGAAAGAAAUGUUAAGAAUGGGAAUUCAUAUUCCUGAAAAAGAUGCAUCCUGGGAAUUAGAGGAAAAUGCUUAUCAAGAGCUUCUACAGCACUAUGAGCAUUGUGAUGUACGAAGAUGUCGUUGCAAAGAAGGCCGAGACUAUAAUGCACCUGAUAGCAAGUGGGAAAUAAAGCGCUGUCAGUGUUGUGGUUCUAGUGGAACACAUUUAGCCUGUUCCUCGCUACGAUCUUGGGAACAAAAUUGGGAGUGUUUGGAGUGUAGAGGUAUUAUCUACAAUUCAGGGAAUUUCCAAAGAGCCAAAAAGCAUUCUUUACCUGGUUCUAAUAAUGUGGGAAUCACUGAUUGUUUGUUGGAAGAAUCAUCACCUAAGUUACCCAGACAGUCACCUGGAUCCCAGCGUAAAGAUCUGCUGAAGCAAGGCAACAAAUUUAGAAGAGAUAUUUCAACUAUAUUAAUAGAGUUAGGAUUCCAAAUUAAAAAAAAAGCUAAAAGAUUAUAUAUCAACAAAGAAAAUAUCUGGAACAAUGCCUUAGAAGGAUUCAGAAGUAAACAAUUUAAUCCUGCAUGUACAAUUGAAGUAGUAUAUAUUAAUGAAAAUAAUAAUUUUGGAAGAGAACAUCCUGGUUCAAAGCAAGAAUUCUUAAGUCUCUUAAUGCAGCAUCUUGAGAACUCGGCAUUGUUUGAAGGAUCCUUGUCGAAGAACCUGUCUCUAAAUGCUCAAGCUCUGAAAGAGAAUCUUUACUAUGAAGCUGGCAAAAUGAUUGCCAUUUCUUUGGUUCAUGGUGGUCCUUCACCUGGUUUCUUUUCUAAAACCUUAUUUAACUGCCUUGCUUAUGGACCAGAAAAUACCCAGCCAAUUUUAGAUGAUGUUUCAGACUUUGAUGUGGCACAAAUUAUAAUCAGGGUGAAUACUGCAACAAAUGUGGCUGAUUUAAACUCCAUAGUUAAUGAUUGUUAUAACUACCUAGAACUAAUUGGAUGUCUAAGAAUUAUAACAUCAUUAAGUGAUAAAUAUAUGUUAGUAAAAGACAUACUUUUUUACCAUGUAAUUAAGAGAGUCCAAGCACCCUUUGAAAGUUUUAAGCAGGGUCUGAAAACUCUUGGAGUUUUGGAAAAAAUUCAGACUUACCCAGAAGCUUUUUGUAGCAUCUUCUGUCAUAAACCUGAGAAUCUUUCUGCAAAAAUCCUUAGUGAUCUUUUCACAGUCCACACAUUAUCUGAUGUACAGGUUUUGGAGUUUUGGAACAAUUACUUACAGGAUGUUGAGGAUGGUAAAUCUGCAACAACAGUGGAAGAUAUUCUUAUUUUUGCAACUGGUUGCAAUUCCAUUCCACCUGCUGGAUUUAAACCCACUCCUUCAGUUGAGUGCCUGCAUAUGGAUUUUCCUGUUGGAAACAAGUGUAAUAACUGUCUCACUCUUCCAAUCACCAAUUCAUAUAAAGAAUUUCAAGAAAAUAUGGACUUUGCCAUAAAAAACACUCUAAGGCUAGAAAAGGAAUCAAGUUCUCACUACGUUGGACAUUGAAAUGUUCGGACAGAGAGAGAUGCUUCUUUAAAAGCUGCUAUUGAUACUAAUUGUUUCAGAAAUGUUUCUUGUCAUCACUCUUGACUGAACUUGUUAGCUUUGGGCCUAAUAAAAUUCAUGAUAUGAAUAUAAAGAAAUGUUUUUGGCCAUUUAAGCUAAAAAAAAAAAUGUGUUAAAUAUGUACCAGUCAAGAUAGUUUUCUAUUUUCUUUAUAUAUGUGCUUCAUAAACUCAAUAUAAGUAUGACUGUACAGACUUUCUUCAAGUGUAACAGCAUGGUAUAUGUAGAAAAGAAGCUCUAUGCUCAAUUGUUUUUUUUUUUUAAUUGGGAUUAGCUGUAGGAUAUGCCACAAAGAUUUUUCUAGUUUUAUGCUAUUUUCAGAUUACUUUAUUUUAAAGCAUUAAAAAGAAAAGCUAAUUGCUAAGUUGUGGCAUAUAAAUGAUCAGUAUAUAUUCUGGGAUGUGUCUUAUAUGUAUACUUCUUGAGGAUGAUGGUUUAAAAAGAUUUUUGGUUAUUGAUUUAUAUGAAAAUAGACCAACACUGCAAUUAGAGUAUGCCUAAUGAGAAGUAUUAUGUAAAAAGCAGAAUUGCACAAGUAUCCUAGAAUCUAUGGAUAUUCCAUAGUUUUAAAAACACUUCUGAGGUGGUUAAAAUAUGGUUAAAAAAAAAAAAAAGCCCUAAGAAAGUGUAUUCUUUAAAACCUUGGCUUUGGUUGUAGGAUUUUUUUUUUUUUCUAUAUCUGUAUGGUGUUAAACUACAGUAUAUCUGAUCCCUGGUCAUUUAGGUAUCUGAAUAAUCUUUGAAUUGUCAUAUGGUACAUUUGGCUAUUUGAUAGUUAUUUAUUACCAAGAUAGUUAUAAGACAGGUAAUCAGGCACCAUUGCAUUAAUACUAUUAUCUCGGCUCUUGAAAGAUACCUAUUACUAUAUAAAUAGAUACUUAUUAUAUAAGAAGUAUAGAAAUAUGUAAAAAAAAAAAUACAAUGGAAUGGAAAGAAAAAUGUACUCUGGUUCACCAUGCAAAGAUCUAUAUUUCUAUGUAUCCUAUAGAUCCUUUACUUUCAUAUUUUUUAACUACUAAUGUUGCUAAAAAGACAGUACUAGAAAACAAGAAGUCAUGUAAUAACAACUUAAAGAUAUACAAUGUCAUGUUUAUUAUACUAUUACAAAAGAAAAAAGUGGAAAAAUCUAAUUCCUAAUAAAAUAUAGAGAGUUUUCUAUCAAAAGUAAAGCAGAGGAGAAUGUGGUUUUAACCACAUUUUUCUGGAUACACAAAUGCCUGUUACUGUCAUAUUCUCAUCCAUCACAGAAACACCCUUAGUUAUGAUCAUUUACAGAAACACCCUUAGUUAUGAUCAUUUAAAGAAAAAUAACAGAACUGAUUUGAUACUGAAAAUCUCUCAAUCAAAAGGGACUAAUUACAUAAACAUAGUAUGAUUUUCCUUGUUAUACUGACAGGCCGAACAAAUUAAAAUUUCACUUGAACUUGUAAAAUUUUAACAUAAGGAAGGCAUUUCUUUGUCUUAUAGGGAAUUCUGUUAGAUUAUCAAAAGCAAUUAAAGAAUCAAUUAACAAUAAUAGUUGGAUGUCUAAUAUCAACCUCAGGUUCACCAUGAAGCAAAACUUGCAUUUUCUUUCAAAUGUUUUGAUAAAUUAAGGUAUUUUAUUUCUUAACCUAGCUAUUAGAAUUUUUUUUUGAUUUUAUAAAAUCAAACCAAAAAAAAUAAGCCAAUGAAAGCUAUUUUCUAGUUAUUUGUAACUAAUUUGUCUCAGCAUGGUAAUUAAAGCUGACGCACACACAUUUGCAGGGGUAAAAAGACAUUAUCUUUGAAUUGGCUACUAUUAAAAGCAGUAUUUCAAUUCCUCUUUUCACUUAUGUGUUAUGUAGGGCCUUUAGGUUAUGGUGGUGUAAAUAAUAAUUUAGGACAUUCACAUUUCAAAUGAAGCAUCAAUAUUCAUAAUUGCAAAUUGGUUUUAAGGAUAUUAUAACAUUUGUAUGAAUUUUGGAGAAAUCUGUAUGUUAUUUUCUGCAGUGUUACUACAUUCAAAUGGUUGGAAUCAUGAUUGUUCUUUUUCUGUUAUAGCCAAUGUACAAUUCUUAUGACUUGAUUUUAAAAAAGAAUUAUGCUAUAAAUUUCUAUCAAUGUGUAUAUGUAUUUCUUAAAAGUUUGAAUCAUCUAAAUGCCAAAUAGUUUGUUUUCUGUUGCUCUCAAUAUCAAGGAAAACCAUAAAUUCAGCUAUACUGCAUUUCCUGUUAAUGAUCUUUAGUUAUAUAUGCAUUGCUUUUAAACAUUUUUUGGUGUGGGCAAUUCAUCUGAAUUCUUGUACUGAAGUCAUUUACUAUUUUAAUAUUUAAGGUAAAGAAUCUUUAAAAUUACUCAUCAGAAACCAGUUUCAUUUUUACUUUGUAACACUUAACUUCCAUAUUAUAAAAAAGACAUUAUUUGUUUUGGGUUAAGUAGAAAAGCAUUUUUCAAGAAUAUACUUUGGCUUCUUUUUUAUAUUAAAACUUAAUACAUUUUCCCCCUAAUUAUAUGUAAACUAUGGGAACUUUUUUACUCAACAGUAAAUGCAAAGUAAAGGAGAAUAUAAGUUUUGUCUGACAUUGUCUUUCAUACUCAUUUAUUAUAUAAAAUGCCCAGAACAACAUGCUUUAUAUAAACAUGUAGUUUCAAUAUGUAAUUCCAUACUCCAUUGUGAUUUAUAAUCUAUGAAACUAGUUUUUAUGCUUCAGGUUAUACAAUAUAAAGUCUUAUAUUUCAAGUAGUGCUAUAUAACAAGGCAUAAGUGCGCAUCAUGAUUUACUUGAAUGUAUAUUACCUGUAGGUUAGGAAAUUUUGGAUUGCUUUGAAUAAAUACAGUUUUCAAGUUAUAUUUCUACUGUUAACAUUUUCUAAUUCCCAAACAUAUCCCAGUACCUACUGUAUGCCAG